ACAAGUCAGUCAGUACAGGGCGAGGCGGGACGGAGGAAAGACGAGGGGGGCGCCGCUCCUCCAGAAAAUGAACAAAAUGGCCACACAGCCACAAACGGGCGAGAGAGAGGCAGUGCGGCGGUACUUCCCUGCUGGAGUGUGGGAGGACCUGCCGCCCAUUGAGAGGAAGAGAUAUGAUAACCUGUAUAGAGGCCAUCUUGCACUCAGUAGUGUGGGAUUGUGGCACAAACCACCAAACUUCAUUAGAAAACAACAACAACAACAACAGCAACAACAACAACAACAACAACAACAACAACAAUUGGGUGGUCCCGGCAGGAGACGUAAGCGUAAAGAUGAUGACGAUAAUGAUGAUGACGAUGAUGAUGAUGAUGAGUGGACGCCUGAAUGUGACGAGGCGGCGAGGUGUACACGCGGUGGCAAGAUUAGGUUCGCGCCCCCGGUCAAAACUCGCAGGUGCAGGAGUCCUCAGCGUCCUGCGGUGCCCGGAGCGAGGCGGGGCCGGCCGCGGGCAGGGUGCAGGAAGGCGACGCGGCCUGGUGGAGCGGCGAGGCCAUGGCGCCCUGCUGGCGUGGCUGACGGGCCGCUGAGUGGGGGCCAGGCGGACGUGAUUGGUCACUGGCGCACGGCGAUACUGCAGCAGCGGGGUGACCGCGUCGCCACGGUGGUGCCCCGAGGCCUGGCUAUGCUGAAGAGUGUGUGUAGGGACAGCCUGACACCCGCCAUCAACGGCUGUCACCCAGCUGACAGCCACGAGAACAGCCUGAGACCUGCCAUAAACGGGUGUCACCCAGCUGACAGCCACGAGAACAGCCUGACACCCGCCAUCAACGGCUGUCACCCAGCUGACAGCCACGAGAACAGCCUGACACCAGCCACCAACGGCUGUCACCCAGCUGACAGCCACGAGAACAGCCUGACACCCGCCACCAACGGCUGUCACCCAGCUGACAGCCACGAGAACAGCCUGACACCAGCCACCAACGGCUGUCACCCAGCUGACAGCCACGAGAACAGCCUGACACCAGCCACCAACGGCUGUCACCCAGCUGACAGCCACGAGAACAGCCUGACACCCGCCAUCAACGGCUGUCACCCAGCUGACAGCCACGAGAACAGCCUGACACCAGCCACCAACGGCUGUCACCCAGCUGACAGCCACGAGAACAGCCUGACACCAGCCAUCAACGGCUGUCACCCAGCUGACAGCCACGAGAACAGCAUGACACCCGCCAUCAACGGCUGUCACCCAGCUGACAGCCACGAGAACAGCCUGACACCAGCCACCAACGGCUGUCACCCAGCUGACAGCCACGAGAACAGCCUGACACCAGCCACCAACGGCUGUCACCCAGCUGACAGCCACGAGAACAGCCUGACACCCACCAUCAACGGCUGUCAUCCAGCUGACAGCCACGAGAACAGCCUGACACCAGCCACCAACGGCUGUCACCCAGCUGACAGCCACGAGAACAGCCUGACACCCACCAUCAACGGCUGUCACCCAGCUGACAGCCACGAGAACAGCCUGACACCAGCCACCAACGGCUGUCACCCAGCUGACAGCCACGAGAACAGCCUGACACCAGCCACCAACGGCUGUCACCCAGCUGACAGCCACGAGAACAGCAUGACACCCGCCAUCAACGGCUGUCACCCAGCUGACAGCCACGAGAACAGCCUGACACCAGCCACCAACGGCUGUCACCCAGCUGACAGCCACGAGAACAGCUUGACACCCGCCAUCAACGGCUGUCACCCAGCUGACGGCCACGAGAACAGUAUGACACCAGCCAUCAACGGCUGUCACCCAGCUGACAGCCACGAGAGCAGCUUGACACCCGCCAUCAACGGCUGUCACCCAGCUGACAGCCACGAGAACAGCCUGACACCCGCCAUCAACGGCUGUCACCCAGCUGACAGCUUGUCACCCGCUGUCAGCGGCUCUCAGUCUGCACUGUCACACAACCUCCCCGCCUCGCCUAACGCAGUGCCCAGCGCCGCCGCCAGAGCCUUCGGGGCGUCGCGUCAGCAGGAAGGCGUGCUCCUGGACACCUACCUCUCUGCCCUGGCUGACGGGAGCCUGGACCCUCUCUGCUCGUACAUCGAGGGCAUGACGGAGGCCCUGGCGCCGUCACCGCCCGGCAGCGGCUGCCAGGCGGUGACGAAGGAGGACCCUGAGGCAGCAUCGGCAGCCGAGGCGCCCAGUCCCGGGGGGUGUGACGCCUGGCUGGGCGAGAUGGUGCAGGCUCUGAGGCGCGCCGAGCUUUGCUGCCCCCGGGAUGAGGCGUGGGAGGGAGAGAGAGCGGUGCAGGGAGGAAGGGAGGGAAUGGAACAGGAAAUGAGUGUGACACAAGUUGAGGCAGAGGACAGGAAGAGCAACAAGAAGGAAGACGAGAAGGACAAACAAAGGGAACUGAAGAAGAAAGAGGAGGAAGCAACAAUGAGAGAGAACACCACAGAGAACCAACUCAGGAAGGAGGAGAGCGGUGAUGACAGAGACAAGGAAGGAGAGGACGCCAAAGGAAAGGAACAGGCGGAGACAACAGAAGGAAAGGAGGAAGAGGAGAUCAAAGAAAAGCAACAGAAGACAAAGAUUAAGACGAAGAGAAAGGAGAAGCAAGAUAAGACCAAAGAGGAACUGACAAAGAAAACGGGGAAGGAAGGGAAGAGUGAAGAGAAAGUGUUGAAGAGAAGAGGAGCAGCGGAUGAAGACAAGGAGAACAUGAACACUUGCAAGAUGGAGACUACACCACGGGCGACAUGGAGCAGGCAGGGACCCGGGCCGCUGCUGUCGCUGUCUUGCCCUGCUGGAGGCGCCCCCAGCCGUCCUCAGGCAGAGCAGACAGCGGCGCGGCAGAGGAGGACGCUCAGACCGAGAAACCGCCGCCAUUGCUACGAGGAAGAUAACAUUCCUGCCGACGAUGACUUCUUGUACUGCGAGGAGUGUGAGAUGGAGUGGGUGGGAGAGUGCUCCUUGCACCCCCUCACCCUCGUUCUGGACACACCGGUGUGUCGCGAUGGCAGGGUGAGUCAGCGGGCGCGCCUCACAGCCCCCUGGCCCCUCCAGGUGGCGCCGUCACAGGUGGAGGGCGCCGGGCUGGGAGUGUGGACCGCUGCAGACCUCCCGCCACGCCUGGUCUUUGGGCCUUACGAGGGUCGCCUCCUGUCUAGAGUGGAGGAGGGCACGGAAUCGGGCUACGGGUGGCGGCUGCGGGGUCAGAGUGAUGCCCUGUGCUGCGUGGACGCCGUGGACGCGACCAUCAGUAACUGGAUGAGGUACGUGAACUGUGCGCGGAGUGAGGCAGAGACCAACCUGGGGGCAUUCCAGUACAAGGCUCACAUUUACUACAAGACGCUGCGUGCCAUUCCUAGAGGCAGCGAGCUGAUGGUGUGGUACGGUGACGAAUACGGUGCCGAGUUGGGACUGUCGAAGUCACAGGUGCCCAGCAGAGCCUGCACACCCAUGGGUAACUACUCCCGCAGGGGGCGCCGCCACCCUCACCGACCCCCGGCAUCUGCCACGCUACACUUCCCGCCCCCUGUAACUGCCGCGCCGCCAAAAGGUGAAGAGAUAAUCACAGAAAGGAAAGCGGCAGGCCACGGCGACCUGCGUGACGCAGCCCCCGCGCAGGAGACCCCCGCCACUCGAAAUGGCCCUGCACUCGCCCCUGCAGCAACGGGAGAGCCUUCAGCUGGACAGGGGAGGGGUGCCGCAGAGGGAGAAGAGAGGCGUGGGAGAGGAGACGCCGAGAUGAAGGAAGUGAGCGAGAGUGAGGAGAGUGAGGCAAAGAAACGCUUCCAUUCUCCAGCAGCAGAGGUGAGGCGUGGGAGAGGAGACGCCGAGAUGAAGGAAGUGAGAGAGAGUGAGGCAAAGAAACGCUUCCAGUGUUCUGACUGUGGGAAGAGAUUCAGUGAUAGUGGUUACAUGAAAACACACAGACGCACUCACACCGGAGAGAAACCUUAUGAGUGUCCAGACUGUGGGAAGAGAUUCAGUGAUAGUGGUAACAUGAAAACACACAGACGCACUCACACCGGAGAGAAACCUUAUGAGUGUCCAGACUGUGGGAAGAGAUUCAGUGAUAGUGGUAACAUGAAAACACACAGACGCACUCACACCGGAGAGAAACCUUAUGAGUGUCCAGACUGUGGGAAGAGAUUCAGUGAUAGUGGUAACAUGAAAACACACAGACGCACUCACACCGGAGAGAAACCUUAUGAGUGUCCAGACUGUGGGAAGAGAUUCAGUGAUAGUGGUAACAUGAAAACACACAGACGCACUCACACCGGAGAGAAACCUUAUGAGUGUCCAGACUGUGGGAAGAGAUUCAGUGUUAGUGGUAGCAUGAAAACACACAGACGCACUCACACCGGAGAGAAACCUUAUGAGUGUCCAGACUGUGGGAAGAGAUUCAGUCAAAGUGGUGACAUGAAAACACACAGACGCACUCACACCGGAGAGAAACCUUAUGAGUGUCCAGACUGUGGGAAGAGAUUCAGUCAAAGUGGUCACAUGAAAACACACAGACGCACUCACACCGGAGAGAAACCUUAUGAGUGUCCAGACUGUGGGAAGAGAUUCAUUGUUAGUGGUAACAUGGAAACACACAGACGUAAGUAUCAUUAGGAACUACUACUACUACUACUAUUACUACUGCUACUACUACUACUACUACUACUACUUCUUGUAUAUUUAUUGACCACUUUCUCUUACUAAUGACGUUUAAUAACUUGUCAGAAGCUUGAUUUCCUCACUGAAAUAAAAAUUAGUCAAUGGACUGAAAAUUUUAAUUCGGA
Scylla paramamosain (green mud crab) is the source of this 4800-nucleotide messenger RNA. Its product is annotated as histone-lysine N-methyltransferase PRDM9-like. The record is from RefSeq and is a predicted model, not a curated record. The transcript is spliced from 8 exons. Gene Ontology annotation, molecular function: protein binding; RNA polymerase II cis-regulatory region sequence-specific DNA binding; histone methyltransferase activity. Lineage: Eukaryota; Metazoa; Arthropoda; Malacostraca; Decapoda; Portunidae. Gene Ontology annotation, biological process: regulation of transcription by RNA polymerase II. The coding region runs from base 68 to 4630 and encodes 1520 amino acids. Gene Ontology annotation, cellular component: transcription regulator complex; PcG protein complex; chromatin.